Chlamydomonas reinhardtii is the source of this 5697-nucleotide messenger RNA. RefSeq lists its product as uncharacterized. NCBI's taxonomy places the organism in Eukaryota, Viridiplantae, Chlorophyta, Chlorophyceae, Chlamydomonadales, Chlamydomonadaceae. The coding region runs from base 79 to 5070 and encodes 1663 amino acids. Gene Ontology annotation, molecular function: protein binding. The record is from RefSeq and is a predicted model, not a curated record. The transcript is spliced from 14 exons.
AUAAGUCAACAAUGUCGCAUACAUAGCUGAAGCAUGGGACGUUUAUGCAGACUACGAUAGCUUCACAGCGGUAAAAGGAUGGCGGAGGCGACGGGGACGCUAUGCGGGCUGCCGAAUGGGGCUAUCAACUACGUACUAGGUCUCCUCGUACGCGCGGACCGCCUGUCCUUGCGGGUCGUCUGUCGCCGGCUGAAGGAGGCCGUCGACGAGAGCGUUAGUCAAGCGUGUGUGGCGUGCCCGGAGCACGUCGCGUGCCUCGACACCUUCGCGCGCGCACACACCGUCGACCUUGCAUUCCUGCUGAACCCGAUAUUGGAUCAAGCUGACAAGAAAGCUGUAUUGGCGGACCUGGCGCCCCAUCUGGGGCGCGUACGCGCGGUGCACCUGACGCUGCGGCCGGAUACGGGCGGCGCCGCAGCCAGCAAGAGCCAGCUGUGCCCGGAGCUGUGGCGGGAACUCAUUUGCCUGCUGCCAUGGCACACUGAGGUCAUGCUGCAGGCUGUGGAUCUGGCGCCGGAGGGGCCGCAGGUCAGGGCGCUCGAUGGUGCCAAAGGCAGCGGCGGCGCAGCAGGGCGGGCCAAUGGGGGCCCCGCGGGUGCCGCAGCUCCCGGCAAUGCCGCUGCUGCCGCCGCAGGCAACGGAGGCAAUGUUGGUGGGGUGCCAGCGCUCGGGCCAGGUGUGCUGCUGGCUGGGGUGCAUGGCGUGGCGGCUGCCAAUGGCGGUGGCGGAGGAGGCCUCGGGGGCAGCGGGGGCGCACUGCAGCAGGCCCGUGUGCUUCAGUGGUUGGAGCUGGUGGCGGAAGCGGCGGCGGCGCGGCCCGACCUCAGGUGGCGCUGGCGGCGGGGCGUGCCGCUGCAGCUGUACCUGGCGGGGCCGGACAGCAGCCGCCUGCAGCAGGCCGGGGAACUACUGUCUGUGCUUCGCAGCAUGUGUGCGGCGGGCUCGCCGGUGUGGGGCCUGGAGCUGGACGUGUUCCCAGACCUGCGCCAGGCCGAGGCCCUGGCCAGCCACCUGCGGGCGCUCAGCUACCUCGGGGACUCAGUGCGGGCGCUCCGGCUCCUCAACUUCCCGCACCUGGUCACACCCGCCAUGAUGCGGGCGCUGGCGUCUCUCACCGGACUGCGGGAGUUGACGCUGAGUGCGGUGGGCGUGGGCGAGCGCAGCAUGCCGGCGGCCCGCCAUGGCUCCGGUCUGGCGGUGCUGACUGGUGGGAGCGGCGGAAGCGGCGAGGCGGCAGUGGGGUUCCUGGAGAAGGCGGCAGUGGCAGAGGCGGCGGCUGCGGGGCCCAGAGCUGGCAAAGCGGGGAGAGCGGGGCCAGCGGGUGGGGGCACGUCCUCUGGCGCCGGUGGUGGUGGCGGCGGCGGCGCGAAUGGUGGCGGAGGCUGGGUUGCAUCGGCUGCGGGCGCUGCUGGCUGCACAUUUGGCCCGCUGACGCAGUUGACGCACCUGACGCGGCUGCAGUUUGUUGGCAUUCACCCGCGGGCGCUGUGUGCAGCAGAGCACCUGGGCCCGCUGCGGCGCUCGCUGCGGCGGCUGCACACCACCCACCUGCAGCUGGACGUGCCGCCGGCCGCACUGGAGGAGCUGGCGCAGGCGGAGGCGCGCCUGGAGGCAGCCAGGGCGGCUGCAAGAGCCGCAGCAGCGGCCGCGACACGUGCUGCGGGUACUGCGACAGUGAAAGUCAGCGGGACAGCAACGGGCGCCGCGUGUGGAGUGGACACGGGCGUCAGGUUGGGAGCAGGCGGCCCGGCAGGACUUCGGAUGCUGUCGGACCCGCUGCAGCCGGGGCAGGAGCAGUCAAGGCAGGAGCGGCCGCAUCGGCCUCUUUUCAGCGGGAUGCCAGGAAGCACGCCAGCAGCCGAUGCCACGGACGCGGCUGGUUUCGGUCGCGACCAGGUCACCGCGGCGAGUGCCGGCGGCGGCAGCGGUACUGCCAGCGGCGCCGCUGCUGCUGACGAGGAUCACCACCACUUGGCGACAGCGGCGUCGACAGCCUCCCCACUACAUGGGUCGGGCAUGGGUGGCGGCAGCCGCGUGCGCGCGCUCCUGGCCGCUUUGAAGACGAAGCUGCGGAACACCAGGCUGGGAAGCAACAGCAGCUACAGCAGCGGCGGCGGUGGGCCACACGGCGGCGGCAGCUGCACAACCAGUGGUGGCGGCAGCCCCGGCUUCGCCAGCGGUGAGCACACGCUGAUGAGUGGCGGCGAUGACGCCGCCGGCAACGACGCCGCCGGCCGUACAGAGUGCCCCAUGGCGGUGACUGGGCCAGCAGCGACUGCUGGUGUGCCGCCUACAGUUGCAGACAGCCGCUCACACGAGCUGGCCACAGGGUCAGCGGAAACGGCGACUGACGCAGCAGGCUCGUCACUAGCAGCGGGCACACACCCGCUAUCCACCAUUGAUGAGGCCGGCAGCGGUGACGCCGCGGCGUCGGCCGCCUCGGCCACGGCGGCGACUGCCGUCGUGAAGGCCGAGGCAGCCCUGAGGGCGCAGGCGGCAGCGGUGGCGGCGCUGCAGCGGCAGCUGCGGCUGCUGCCCAGCCUGCGCGCGCUGGAGGUGCUUUCCCUUACAGGCACCGCUGUUGAAACAGAACUGAUGACAUCACCGCCCGACCCACAGCGAGUUGGUUGUGGCUACGGCGCUGCCGGUAGCAGUGCCGCGGGCGGUGGCGGCGGCGGCCACCGCCUCCGGCUAUGUGAUGCGGCGCCGCUGUUGUCGUGUCUGGCGGUGGUGGCUCACGACCCGACCACGUGCAGCUUGGACUUCCUGUCGGGCUGCACGCGGCUGGCCAGCCUGACACUGGGCCUGAGCCCCGUGAGCUUCGCCACAGAGACGCCGCGCCGCCGCCUGCGCCCGCCGGUCGACACGCCGGAGCACGCGGCGUGGGUGGCUGCCGAAGCACAGGCACUCGAGGCGAACCCCGAGCUCGACAACCCCUCCGCCAACGCCCUCGCGGCGGAGGCUCACGACAGAGCCACGGCGGCGGCGCGCCUGGCGGCGGGGGAGGGCCUGCGCGUGCCGCUGAGUGCGGCGCUGAUGGCGCGGGAGGGCGGCGUGCACCAACACCUGGCGGACGCAGGGGAGCUGCAUGCGGCCGCGGCGUCGGCGGCCAUUGCGCAGGGGCAGCCGGACGGAGGCGGGCUUGUGGGCGCGGGGGCAGGUGGCCACCGGGGGGGCGCGGGCGGAGGCGAUGGAGCGGGCGCCGGGGGAGGCGGAGGUGGAGGUGGAGGUGGAGGUGGAAACGGAGGCGGACCCGGGGGCGGCUCCAGCAUCAUCAAGUAUCUCAACUUCUACCCGCAGUUAAAGACCGAGGCCGCGGCUGCGGCGUCGGCGGCGCACCGCAACAGCCUCCUGGCAGCCAUUGCAGCAACGCCGGCUGUGCAGUGCCCGCUGGAACCGCUGCCGGCAACCGCUGUGUCGUCUCUGGCCGCGUCCCACGCGCGCAGCGCCAGCGGCCCGCGGUGUGCGGACGGGGCUGGAGGUGUAGGAGCAGGCGAGGCCCUUGGAGCCGGCUUAGGGAGUUGCGGCUGCGCUGCGGCUCCGGAUGUGGACCUGGAGUGCUGGCCGUCGUCGCUGCUGCACCUCCACCCCUACCCUCACGCCAGCAGUGCGACAACACCGGCCUCCACAUCCAUGAGUGGCGGCGGCGCGGCUGGCGAUGCUGCCGCUGAAGGCACACCGCCGCUGGUGCCUCCUUCGAAGCCGCCGCCGCCCCCUGUGGCCGGCGGCGCGCCGGUGCCGCCCCCGCCGCCGCCGGCUGUGGUGUCGCCGGUGGAGGCGUGGCGGGAGCUGUCGUUAGCGCUGCGGGGCUGGGUACAGUCCGCAUUGAUGCUCAUGCUGGCGCUCGCGAUGGCGGGGCCGGGCGCGGACGUCAGUGUGCUGGAGAUGCCGCGAGAGGUGCGGGACGCGGUGCGGUGCCACGGGCUGGAGGGCGCGCCGGCGCUGGCCACACCGCAACAGGUGGAGGCUGGCGCCGUCCCCGGCCUGCGCUGUCUGUCUACUCUGAGCGGCCUGGUGGUGUGCCGGCUGCACGGCCUGGCCAGCGGGCAGCAGCUGCGGGCGGCGGCGGCGGCGCUGGGGCGCCUGCCACAGCUCCGGCUGCUGAGCAUUGGUUUCCAGACGAACAUAAUCCGACGGCAGCAGCGGGCCGCGUCUAUACUGCCGGAGGUCAAGCUGCGGGCCCAGCGCCACCUCGCCGCCCGCGGCGCAGGGCACCCGUCCCUAGGCGUCGCGCCGGGCAGGCAGGGCGGCGCAGGCGGCGCCGGGCCCUCAUGGCAGCAGCGGCGGCAAACACGACUUGCGGCUGAGGACGACGGCGCGGGGCGUCUCGCAGGCAACGGAACGUCUGCAGCUGGAGGGGAGCCCGAGCCCGGCGCUGACGCGCCGCCCGCGCCCCUGGCGGCCUUGGGAUUGGGCGUCCGCGCCACGCCUGCGGCCUCCGGACGAACGGUCCCCGGCGGUCCUCAUGCGGUGCCGGGCGGGGCGGGGCCGUCGACAUCCGCGGCAGAGGCGCCUGCGGCAGACGUCCCAGAGGAUCAGGAGUCUGGGGAUGCGGCAGGCAUGACCGCCGCCGCCGCGGCGCUGCUGCCACCGCCGCUAUUCCCGGCCGGCGCCUUUGCUGCGUUGCAGCACCUGGACGUGACGGGGGCGCCCGAGGCGGCCGCGCUGGCGGCGGAGCUGCGGACCGCCUCGCUGCCAGCACUCCGGGUGCUGGGGCUGCGCUUUGUGGAUGGGCUGAACUGGCCGGCGCUGGCCGGGGUGGCUCAGCGCCUCAAGAGCAGCCUGCGGGUGCUGGAGGUGUGCGGCUGCCCGGGCCUGGAGGACCUGCUGCUAGACUGGGAGGUGCGCCGCGGCUGGAGCGGCUGGCUGGGCAGCGCCGAGCUGAGCGGCCUGCCGCCGCUGGACGCGGGUGCACGCGACGUGCAGCUGCCGCUGGCGUUUGUAUUCACCUGGCCGCGAGCCGGGGCAGCGGCAGGCGGGGCGGCGGGGGCGGCGGGGGCGGCGGGGGCGGCGAGGGCGGCGGGGAUGAGGGCAGGCGCGGCGCGAGGUGGGGCGGACAGAGGCGGGUGAAGGCGGCGGAGAGUGUGGAGGGGCGGCGGAGCGGCGGAGUGCAGUGCGGGGUGCACCGCAGGUGGCAAGUAGACGUUUUGGCAUCCCUGCAUUCAUGCAUGUGGUCCAUGCCAGACUGUGUUGUGCGAUAGACGCGACAGUCUCCACGCGAGAGACGAGGCGUCCCCGUAACGCGUAUGCAGCAAUGCAAGGCCGCAAGGGCCCGAACUUGGCAGCACUGGGACCUGAUGCGGUGAUGACAGUACGCCCGCAGGCAUGCAUCAUUGUAUCAUGUACGCGUAAGUUGCACUCUCACUGUCAAUGGACCCGGGCCGGUUAUCCCUCGAGCACUCCGCUGGCGAAAGCUCUGCCAGUCCUACUAGGGCAUCCAAGAUCCAACUGCUGGUAUCCGCACGAGAGUAGCGAUUUUUCCUGAGCAGUCCCUCCGUGUGCGCGUGCAGGGGUCACCUGUGUUGCGCGGCUGUUUGCUGCUAAUUUCGUAGCUACGAUGCUCGGGGCUCUAGUGGCCGAUUGCUGCGUUCUGGGCUUCGGGGAAGCGCCACCGUGACAACUGACAAGAAGACGUGCGUCCUAUGCUCGCAGGCACCCUUAGGAGCUGAUUGGUGAUGGGCUUGGCAUGUUUGAGAG